UCCCGAUUAGAGUCCCCCGAUGGAGCAAGGAAAACUAAAAGAAGCCGUUCUCUAUCUGCCCGAAGGACAUGUCUUCUUCCAUGAGGGCAUCAAGCUCAUCUCGGACUACGGAGAGAUUGACGACUGUGAUGCGGACUGGCUGGUAGAUGCUGAGGCCAUUUGCCAGGUGCUGACAGAGGCAAUGGCCGAGAAGGAUGUGGUCUACAAGUACAUGCUAAAGCACCUCCUAGCCACAGCCACGUUUUACAGAGGAUCCAAGAUAGACUUUCCGCUGGACUUUGAGCAGUACCUCCGCUUCCGGAUGCCCUUUCCAGUGACGCCUGUCUUUAACUCCUCGCAGCCUGGUUACAUCAACCUGUUAGCUCCCACCUCGCAUCCCAUGGUGAGCAAUGGCUACGUGAAUCCUGAGAGUGUUCAGCUCCUGCUGCGGGGAAACUUAAGGGAUGCAAUUAGGCGACUAGACGCCAUCCGUUGUCCCAGUGGACUGCAGUACAAGUUGAGUUAUCGAACGCAUGAGAUUGGGGAUCAGGGAUUCGUUCACGAAAUCCUAGGCUGCGAGAAACGCGUCUCUGGCGGCAUGCCCAGCGUUGUGUCCUUUGUCUUCCUGCCGGCUUUGGAGUUCAGUUUCGCGGAACAUCCGCUGCCCACGUUUGUGCCCUCGGGACCAGCGUGGAGUCACUGCUGCAGCAGCACCUUCUACUGGCUGGCUCUGUUCCAGGUGUAUCCGCACUUUGACCGCCGCAGCUUCUGUCCCUAUGUGCCGAGGAUGCAGGGUAUCCAAGAUGAGAGGAUGAUAAAGUACAGGAAUGUCCUGCGCCUGCUGCUACGCAUAGGAACAGGCAAUAAUAUACCCGAUAUGUCGGAUAUAUUCGUGCUAAAGGGCCUGCACUUUUAUCGGCUGAGAUAUAAUGCCAACUGUGACUGCAAUCUGUCCUUGCCCACGCUUUUUAUAGAGCUCCUUGGCAUUCACAGGGAAAUCACCUAUAACGAGGCUUUGCAGCGAUUCGUGACCUUUGGCGGGCAGCAGGCUCAUUGGAUGGGGGAUGCCACCCGGCUGUACAGCAUCACCAGGAACGUGGCCAUGUUCUACUAUAUGAACUGCAUACCUGUGGAACACCUGAAGCACCUGUUUGGCAUUAUUUAA
Molecule: messenger RNA, 1144 nt
Organism: Drosophila kikkawai
Lineage: Eukaryota; Metazoa; Arthropoda; Insecta; Diptera; Drosophilidae
Source: RefSeq, a predicted model, not a curated record